Messenger RNA from Lindgomyces ingoldianus, 1530 nucleotides. Its product is annotated as TRAUB-domain-containing protein. Gene Ontology annotation, biological process: maturation of SSU-rRNA from tricistronic rRNA transcript (SSU-rRNA, 5.8S rRNA, LSU-rRNA). NCBI's taxonomy places the organism in Eukaryota, Fungi, Ascomycota, Dothideomycetes, Pleosporales, Lindgomycetaceae. The record is from RefSeq and is a predicted model, not a curated record. Gene Ontology annotation, cellular component: nucleolus; nucleus. Bases 22 to 1530 code for a protein of 502 amino acids. The transcript has 2 exons.
AUUUACUGAGGGUGGCUUAAGAUGAAAAAAUCUAAACUCAGAGAUUUCGACCCCGAAUCCCUCCUCGAUCCCGCACCCGACUCCAGUGACGAUGAAAACUCAGCUUCCGGCAGUGAAGAAGAUAUACAGGCUGGACGGGAGCACUACACCGAUGUAUUGAAGAGUAAAUUGAGGAAGCGGGAAGUCGUACCUCUGGGGCCGCAAUAUGAGGGCUCGAGGAUUAGCAGAGACGCUGCGGAAGAUGAGGAUAGUGAUGAUCCAUUUGCGAGGAGAUUUGAUGUUGAGGACAGCGAGGAAGGCGAGGAUGAGGCGGUUGGGAAAAUAUUCAAUGGGAAUGGGAGUGGUAUUGGGUAUGGCGAGGGAAACGACGAAGAUGAGGAGUCACUUGACGAGAAUGAGAAGGGAUUUGUGGAUGAAGAUGGUGCUUCUGACGAAGAAAUGGAUAGCGCAGACCAGGAUAGCGAGGAUGAAGAUGAUGUGGAUGAGGGCGAGGAAGAUGCUGAAAGUGACUCAGCAGACGAAACCGCUAACCGGAGCACAAAACUCCGCGAGAUGAUGAAAGAGCAGAGCAACGUAACGGCCACCAUAUCACGAGCCGCAAAAGCGGAUGUCGAGAAGGGCCAGGCUGUCAAAGCUCAGAGGAAAGCAUUCGACUCCCUUCUCAAUACCCGAAUCCGAUUGCAAAAGGCCUUGAUCUCUACCAAUUCUAUGAGCUCAGAAACAUGCAGCAAAACCACCGCCUCAGACUCUGCGAUCUCAUCCGCAGAAGCCGCCGCCCUCACUCUCCUAAACAACCUCACCAACCUCCGCGCAACCCUAGACUCCGCCCGAACAGGCCAAAAGCGUAAACGACCAGCCCCAUUCACAUCCUCAAGCCCCUCCAACAAAAUCUGGUCAAGCAUCUGUUCAGCAGAACCACCAAACCUCGGCCACCGCAAAGCCGUCCUAGAGAAAUGGUCUACCAAAACCAAAGGCGUUUCUCUCUCUAACUCAAAAGGGCGUCUAAACACUAGCGCCCAACAAACUCUCACCGAUGUACUCAAUUUUCAACUAUCCGAUUCCACACGCCUUGUAAAACGCACACAAAUUCCGCGGUCUUGUGCACCUCUCCAAUCCGCCGCCAAUGCCCCUCCAUCAGAACACAUCUACGAUGACGCAGGCUUCUACGGCCUACUCUUGAAAGAGCUCCUCGAGCAGCGUUCCGCUGAUCUUUCGACUGCUAGCGGUGCUGAAUUCAUCGUCCAAGCCCCAUGGCAGGUUGCACGCGAAGCUAAGACCAAGAAGAUCGUGGAUACGAGGGCGAGUAAGGGGCGGAAGUUGAGAUAUACAGUGCAUGAGAAGCUGCAAAACUUCAUGGCGCCGGAGGAGAGGGGAUCGUGGGGGGAUAGGCAGAGGGAGGAAUUGUUCGGGAGUUUAUUUGGUAGGAGGGUUGGGUUGGGUGAGGAGGAGCAGAGUGAUGGGGAAGCUGGGCGAGAGGGGGAUGAGGGCAUUGAUGUAGAGGAGGAAGGGUUGAUGUUGUUUCGGAGUUGA